Messenger RNA from Aspergillus oryzae RIB40, 2076 nucleotides. RefSeq lists its product as uncharacterized. The coding region runs from base 1 to 2076 and encodes 691 amino acids. The record is from RefSeq and is a predicted model, not a curated record. The transcript has 6 exons. Gene Ontology annotation, molecular function: serine-type peptidase activity. Lineage: Eukaryota; Fungi; Ascomycota; Eurotiomycetes; Eurotiales; Aspergillaceae. Gene Ontology annotation, biological process: proteolysis.
AUGUCCGGAAACUGUCGAGGCUUCACAAAUGUCGCGGUCCGUGUUAGUGAUAUGUGGCCGGCCCUAUCCCUGUUUUCAAUGUUUUCAGUGUUUUCAACCUGCAUGGACCACAACCUUUUGUUAAAUUCUUAUUGGCUACUUCUUCGAAUGACUGAGCCUAUUGUGGUCGACGGAGGGCUCGCACAUGAGUGUCUCCAGUCCAUGCCCUUUGACGCGCAAAAGGGGGCGAAAUUUGUCUCAGAAUUAACCAAAUACAUCCAGUUUCAGUCGACGAUAGAGCUCCUAGACGACCCACCAGCUGGAUAUCUCUCAGCCCCAACAGACCUCCUUGGCGGUAUGGCUGAGGUACUUGCCAAAGCGAAAAGCAACCAGUUCCCUAGCCACUACGAGUUCGAAAAUGCCAUCCUGCGAGUUCUUCAUUCUGCAAAUGACGGACAUUUGGGCGCCACAUUAUGCUCAAACACAAUCUUCUACUUCAAUAAUUUGGUAUCAUUAACAUCAAUAUCGUCUGAUGGCGUACAGCUUCCUCAGCUCUAUACAUUAGAUGUUCUUCAAAAAGACCCGAAGAUCGUCUCCCCCGUCGUCAGCAUCAAUGGCUACGAAGCUGUGUCAUAUCUGAAUCAAUACGCAGAGUCGGACCAUUUCCAAGACCCAGAUGCGAGAUACAACCACCUCUUUCCCUCAAACGCUCGUUACGUAGCCCAGCAAGAAUCGACAGGCACUUGGAUGUUUAACAAUGGGUUGUGGCCUGGCUACGCGGUUCAGAACCUAACCUUUUCCAACGGAACUUCACUGGAAGUACCAACACUCGCUCAGGUUGCGCUAGAAGAUUUUAAGUACCGCAAUGGCAGUGCUCUCUGGGAAGAUGUAUGUUUGACACAGUCAGAGUCGGCAUCCGAUGACACCGAAGACAGUCUAUCAAAGAGGUCAGACACUGCCGGGAAGAAAGCACCGAGCAUGUAUCCAAAGCCUAUCAUGCGUGAUGAGUAUAACACGAUCUCGGGGUACUUCCUCGAAGAUGACGAGGAUGUCGCCGCACUCUUCGUACCUAGUUUUGAAACGAACAAAUAUGAAGGAGAUCCAUUGGCGUUUGCGAAUCACGCCACAGACUUUGUCAAGAAGGCUGUCGAUGCAGGCAAGAAAAAGCUGAUCAUUGACGUUUCAGGAAACCCUGGAGGUAACACUGCCUCCGCAUAUGACCUCUUUCGACUUUUCUUUCCCCAGACGGACAUGUAUACAGCCUCUCGUAUCCGCGCCCAUGAAUCGGUCAAUCUCAUUGGACAAGCACUGUCUUCAUUAACCAAAGAUACCGAUUACUACGGAGCAGAGGGCAUUGCUCUGUAUGACCUUGUUUCUCCGAAUCAAACGUACCAUUUCCAGUCAUGGGAAGAAUAUUACGGACCGCAGCAGGUGAAUGGAGCCAACCUCAGUCAAAUUGCCGCGAACUUCGACUUUGAUGUGAUAUCUGGCUGGGAAACCCCUAUCCGUGGCUAUGGCCCUGUCAAGCUCAACGACACCGAGAGCCCAUUCGCACCGGAGGACAUUCUUAUUGUGACGGACGGAUAUUGCACGUCAACUUGUACCCUUUUUACAGAACUGAUGACUCACCUAGGUGGUGUUAAGACUUUGGCCUUCGGUGGCCGGCCACAGAACGGCCCUAUGCAAGCAAUGGGAGGAUCUAAGGGCAGCCAGGUCGCCUCAUCGGCUUUGAUUGAUGCCUGGGUUGAGGGCGCUAAGAUUCUUGCUGAGAAGUCCGGGCAGGAUGAAAAGCCUUUGUUCAGCCUAGAGCAGCGUAGGGCCCUGAAUGAUUCUGCCCCGGCAGUGGAGGAGCUUCCUUUCAACCUGCCUUCUCUGAGUGUUAACUGGAAGAACUCAUAUCUGCGCGACAACCACGAGAUCCCGGCCCAAUUCCUCUAUGAGCCAGCUGACUGUCGCCUGUUCUAUACCUGGGAGAACUACAAAUCGCCUGCAACCACCUGGAAGGAUGCCGCUCGCGCUUGGUGGGGUAAUGGUACUUGUGUUCCUGGUUUAUCUGCGGCUUCUAGAUCCACGGCGGAUGGAAGCCCUAACAACUAG